Molecule: messenger RNA, 2034 nt
Organism: Dictyostelium purpureum
Lineage: Eukaryota; Evosea; Eumycetozoa; Dictyosteliales; Dictyosteliaceae
Exons: 5
Coding region: 1-2034 (677 amino acids)
Biological process (GO): maturation of SSU-rRNA from tricistronic rRNA transcript (SSU-rRNA, 5.8S rRNA, LSU-rRNA)
Cellular component (GO): nucleolus; small-subunit processome
Source: RefSeq, a predicted model, not a curated record
AUGACUUAUCUUUUUUUUUUUUAUAAAAAAAGGAAAUUAACCUUAAAAAAAAAGUCAGUUGAUGAACUCUACGGAAAGAGUGAUAUCGAUGCUUUUAAAGAUAAAAAAACUAAAGUCGAUUUAUCAUUAGUUAAAGGUGGUAAAAAAAAUAAUAGUAAACAACAAAAAAAACAAGAAGAAGAAGAAGAAAAAUAUAAUAUUGGUUUAGAUAUUUCAGAUGAAGAAGUUGAAAACUUUGAUAGUGAUCAAGAUGAUUUCGAAGCUGAAGAUUUCGACGAUGACGAAGAUGAUGAAAUUAUAGAAAAGAAAACCAAAAAGAAAAACUUAGAUUUAGAAAAUAAAUUAGCAUGGGGUAAAAAGAAAGAAGAUUUUUAUGGUCGUCAAACUGAUGCUAAAGAUGUUGGUUCAGAUGAAGAGGAUGAAGAAGAAGAGGAAGCUAAAGAAGUUGAAAAAUUCAGAAAACAAUCAAUUAAAGAUGAAGAUUAUCAAGAUGAUCAAUCAUUCAAAAAUUUAAUCAAUAAGAAAAAUAAUAAUAAAACUACAUUAAAACCAGAAGAAAAAAUGUUACAAUCAUUAAACUCUGAUUUAAACUCAAUUGAUUUUGGCAGUAAAAACUCACAAAUCGAAAAAUUAGAAAAGGAUAUUUCAAAUUUCACUAAAAAAGAAAAAUUACAAUACCUCAUUACAGAAUCACCAUUAUUAUUAGAGUUAUUAGAAGAUUUUAAGAUUAAAAUGAAUGAAAUCAAAACAUCAGUUUUACCAGCUUUAGAAAAAGUCAAAAAUAAUGAAAUUCCAACCAAUAAAGGUAUCAGUUUUUUAGAAACCAAAUAUCAAUUAUUAUUAAGUUAUUGUUUAAAUAUUACAUAUUUUUUAAUGUUAAAAUCAUCAGGUUCAUCAAUUAAAGAUCAUCCAGUUAUUGAUCAAAUUGUUAAAUGUAGAACAAUGUUGGAAAAGAUUCAACCAUUAGAUAAGAAAUUAAAAUAUCAAGUUGACAAGUUAUUAAAGAGUGCAAAUACAGGUUCAUUAGUUGGUGCAUCAAAAGAUGAUCCAUUACAAUACAAACCAAAUCUUUCAGCUAUUGAUGGUGAAGAAGGAAGUGAUGAUGGUGAAGCAGACGAUCAAGAUGAAGAUGGUUUCGAAUUUAUGAAAAAUGGUGUAUAUCAAGCUCCAAGACUUUAUGGUUCACGUGGUGGUUUAAUCGAUACUGAAGAUAUUGAAGCUAAAAAGAAGAGUAAGGAUAUUCGUGAUAAAAAGAGAGCAAUUAAAAGCUCAAUGGCUAGAGAACUCGAUGCCGAAUAUGGUGAUCAACCAGCCGAAGAGUAUGAUUAUUUCGAUGGUGGUAGAACAAGUAAUGGUAGUGUUUAUGAAACUGAUGCCCAAAAAGAAGUCAGAGAUUACGAAGAAAGCAAUUUCACUAGACUUCAAUUAAGCAAGAAGGAAAUCAAGAAUAUGAAAUCAAAACAAAAGAGAAUGAGCGAUGGUCUCGACGAUUUAGCUGAUUUUAGUGAAAUUAAUGGUCUUAUUGACACCGAAGAAGAUAAAGAAAAUAAAGAAAACCAAGCCUAUUUACAAAAGAAGAGAAUGCAAGCAGCUUUAAAUAGUGUAUCUCAAUUAAACGCCAAAAAGAGAAUUCGUUCCACCGAUGAAGAUGUACCAUUAGCAGAUAACAAAAAUAAAAAACUCAACACUAGAAUGUCCUCAUAUGACGACGAUGAUGAAAUCGAAAGUGAAGAUGAAGAAGAAAAAGUACCAGAAUUUGAUGGUAUUCCAAAAACAAAUUUCUACAAUGGCUCUGAAGAAACUGCUGAAGGUUCAAAGAGAAAAAUUAAUAAUACCAUCGAAAAGAAUAGAGGUCUCACCAGAUAUAGACCACGUGAAACCAGAACCCCACAUCUUAAGAACAGAGUUAGAUAUGAAAAAGCCACCAAGAGAAGAGGUAACCAAAUUAGUAAAGCCGAAAGAAAAGAUACAAAUUACACUGGUGUUAAAAAUAUUAGUGUUAAUGCUCGUAAAGCUCAACCAUAUCUUUCAUAA